Messenger RNA from Molossus molossus (Pallas's mastiff bat), 1636 nucleotides. It is a transcript of the gene NUDT9, whose product is annotated as nudix hydrolase 9. Gene Ontology annotation, cellular component: mitochondrion. NCBI's taxonomy places the organism in Eukaryota, Metazoa, Chordata, Mammalia, Chiroptera, Molossidae. The transcript is spliced from 8 exons. The record is from RefSeq and is a predicted model, not a curated record. The coding region runs from base 257 to 1309 and encodes 350 amino acids. Gene Ontology annotation, molecular function: ADP-ribose diphosphatase activity.
UGAGGCUGGGAGCUUCGGCGUCCCUGGCGGAUCUGACUACCUUCAUCGCACUGGGGGGAAGCGCUGGGCUGUGAUUUUGGGAGGGCGCCUGGCCUCUGCGUGUUUAUGAGACUAGAUCUAGCUACUCCCUCACCGGGACCGGAGGGCGGCCGGGUCCUAGUGCCCGCUAGGUCCCUGGGGCCCGGGACUGGGGAGGGCGGAGGCUGCGGCCCAACUAAGAGCGACCUCGCUGCAUGAAGCCGUCCGCGGGGCGCUGAUGGCCGGACGCAUCUUGGGGAAGACUUUAGUCACGGUGUCUCUCUCUGUGGCCUUGGCCACUGUGGCUGUCAAGUCCUCGGGCUUUCUCUGCGUCCGGGAGUCCAGAAUCUCAUUUUCAUCCUGUGGGUUUCAUCUUAACCACAGCAUCAUGUCUGGUUCUAAUGGUGGUAAAGAGAAUUCCCACAACAAGGCUCGGACAUCUCCUUACCCAGGUUCAAAAGUUCAACGCAGCCAGGUUCCUAAUGAGAAAGUAGGCUGGCUUGUUGAGUGGCAGGACUAUAAUCCUGUGGAAUACACUGCAGUCUCUGUCUUGGCUGGACCUAGGUGGGCAGAUCCUCAGAUCAGUGAAAGUAACUUUUCUCCCAAGUUUAAUGAAAAAGAUGGGCAUGUUGAGAGAAAGAGCCAGAAUGGUCGGUAUGAGAUUGAAAAUGGAAGACCUAGAAAUCCUGCGGGACGGACAGGCUUGGUUGGCCGUGGGCUUUUGGGGCGAUGGGGCCCAAAUCAUGCUGCAGAUCCCAUCAUAACCAGGUGGAAAAGGGAUAGAAGUGGAAAUAAAAUCACCCACCCCACUUCCGGGAAAAACAUUUUGCAGUUUGUUGCGAUCAAAAGGAAAGACUGUGGAGAGUGGGCAAUCCCAGGGGGGAUGGUGGAUCCAGGAGAGAAGAUUAGCGCUACACUUAAAAGAGAAUUUGGUGAGGAAGCUCUCAACUCCUUACAGAAAUCCAGUGCUGAAAAAAGAAAAUUAGAGGAACAGUUGCACAAACUCUUCAGCCAGGAACAUCUAGUGAUAUAUAAGGGAUAUGUUGAUGAUCCUCGAAACACUGAUAAUGCAUGGAUGGAGACAGAAGCUGUGAACUACCAUGAUGAAACAGGGGAGAUAAUGGAUAACCUCACCCUUGAAGCUGGAGAUGAUGCUGGAAAAGUAAAGUGGGUGGACAUCAACGAUAAACUCAAGCUUUAUGCUAGUCACUCUCAAUUCAUCAAACUUGUGGCAGAGAAACGAGAUGCACACUGGAGUGAGGACUCUGGCACUGACUGCCGUGGGUUAUAGCUUGCACCUCCCCGUGAGCCAGAGGCCAGCCAACGAGCACGUACUGAACAGAAGGCAAGGUCACUGCUCCACGAGCAAGGGGGCAGGGUGGCGACUUGGAAAUUAUUUUACCCACUUUUAAAAUGAUUUUCAUUUAAAAGGUUUUACAUCAGAAUAAAAUUAGUAAAUAUGGUGAAAUGUAAUAUGGUAUUUUCUGCUUUCCAGUCAAAAGAAAUAUAAACAAUCAUAUUUUAUAUAUAUUCUAUUUAAGCAUGCCUUUAACCAAAUUUAAACAACUUUGAUGCCCCGAAGAACUGUGAUCUGAAUAAAGAUAAAUUUCUGACAAGC